UUCCCAUCAAUUGAAAAUUUCAUCUCGAAGUAAUAAUGAAUAACGUCAUUCGACUUAGUCGUUUCCACUUUUUUGUUACCAUUCGAAGCGUUUAAAAAUUAUGAUUAAAACAUUUAAAAAUUAUAUUUAACAAAAUUUUCCUGCUAUAUUUCUGUGAUAUUCGAAGUGAAAUACCGGCAUCGACACAAACUGAUUCAAGAAUCAUGGAAAUCUGUCCCCCUGAACCACUUAAACGAACGCCGCAACAGUCGAUUAUCGAGGCAAAAAAUAAACUUCGGCUCGGUCACGAUGAAUGUUGCAAUUGCUGCUGUUGUUGUAUACCACAACCUACAUGCUACAAAUAUGUCCAGCCGGAAAUACCAAAAUCUUUCGCGCCUAUUCACUAUUAUUGGAAAUCGAGCGUACCGAUGGAUAAUGAUACAACGUAUCGUCUCUCUUAUUGGGAAGGACCUAGCGGUACUGUCGAAUCCAUUCGACCUGAAGGCAAUCUGACAUGCAGUGACGCGCCAAUGUCUGAUGAAACGACACACAAAAUGAGCUAUUUUGGCAAUUGGUGCGUGAAAACAGAUCCGCCAAUGACGCCCUGCGACAGGCAGUGGCUGGGUAGAGGUCCGAUGGAAGAUGUCACGACGCACAAACACGAUUAUUCGUGGAAAACCGCGAUGCGUUCUGAGAUCAUUAAGGCGCAAAAUAAUUUAUAUCCUCCAUGUGCCGCUUUGUCGGAUGAUACGACCUAUCGUUUGAGCUAUUAUAACUCUUCCUGCUUGCUUCCGAUGCAAUCUUAUGCGCCCAUUAGGAAAUAUGUCAAAUCAGAUGUACCGAUGGAAGGUUGUACAACGUAUAGGCUUAGCUAUUGGCCAAACGAAGUUCCUGUAAAAGAGGAACUACCGUGGAGUCUAAAGGCAGAUUAUCAUCACCCGGUGACGCCGAUGGACGGAUGCACGACCUACAGACUGAGUUACUGGCCCCCCUGUGGCGAGAAGCCUCCGGAACCUUUCCACCACGACAAGAACGAGAACUUGUUGAACGCCGGCUGCUGCUUCGACGACAACACCACGUAUCGGCUCAGCUAUUUCGGGUGUGGCGGUGACAAGCCACCGGAUCCCAUUCGCCAGCCUAGCAACAUGAUUUUCUCGCCGUGUCCGCUCUCCCACGACACCGUCAAUCGGUUGAGUUUCCUGGGCAAUUGGUGCGUCAAACCGGAACCGUCUAUGACACCUUGCGACAGACAAUCGCUGGGCAGAGGACCAAUGCAGGAUGAGACUACGCAGAAGCACGAUUACACUUGGAAGCGCGUGAUGCCGCCGACAGGGACUCGACCCGAGAACAAUCUCACUUUCUCGUCCCUGCCGCUGGAAUCCUGCACGACUCAUAGAUUGUCUUAUAUACCAAACGAUCACGAAUGCCUGCUGCCUAUUAAAUCGUACGCGCCCAUACGCAAGUACUAUCCGUCUGGCGUUCCGAUGGAAUCCGAGACCACGAUGCGACUAAGUUAUCAGCCGACGGAGCCAGCGGAUCAGGUUGAGAAGCCAUGGGCUGCGGCUACGCCCUAUUAUUCACCCGUCGAUCCCAUGGAGGACAAUACCACGUACAAUCUAAGCUACAUCCCGCCUGGAACGCUCGUUCCCCUGCCAACUUGUUCCGCUUCUUGUCCCCCUGCCACCUACGGAAUGCCGUCGCAACAACCUUGCCCCGCAUCAUGAAUAGAGAGUAGCAGAUAAACAAGAAGUCACGCGAGCGUUUGUGAUGUCCCGAUCAUGUACACUGUUCCGAUAAUAAAAUGUCCUUGUGUACCACGA
Messenger RNA from Wasmannia auropunctata (little fire ant), 1799 nucleotides. RefSeq names its product protein FAM154A-like. The record is from RefSeq and is a predicted model, not a curated record. Bases 204 to 1703 code for a protein of 499 amino acids. Gene Ontology annotation, molecular function: microtubule binding. Gene Ontology annotation, biological process: microtubule anchoring. The transcript is spliced from 13 exons. Lineage: Eukaryota; Metazoa; Arthropoda; Insecta; Hymenoptera; Formicidae. Gene Ontology annotation, cellular component: sperm flagellum; axonemal microtubule; centriole.